Molecule: messenger RNA, 963 nt
Organism: Phascolarctos cinereus (koala)
Lineage: Eukaryota; Metazoa; Chordata; Mammalia; Diprotodontia; Phascolarctidae
Gene: FCN3
Product: ficolin 3
Biological process (GO): complement activation, lectin pathway
Molecular function (GO): antigen binding; signaling receptor binding; carbohydrate derivative binding
Source: RefSeq, a predicted model, not a curated record
AUGGCGAAGCCCUUCAGGUCUAUAAGUGAAGGACUGUACCCCAGCCUGGUCCAUGAGUGUGGAGAAGAUGGAGCUGCCAUUGCCAGGAAUUCUGCUCCAGGAUUUGGCUUCACUGAGACCCAGGAGCCUUCCACCUGCCCAGAACCCAAAGUUCUGGAUACCAGCAAAAUAAUGGUUCUGCAGGGCUGCCCAGGACCUACAGGGGCAGCUGGAAGCCCUGGGGAAAAGGGGGCACCAGGCUCUAGAGGACUGCCGGGGCCACCAGGGAAAGCCGGACCCAAGGGGGAACCUGGAGAUGCUGUGGACAUGUUGAAGCAGUGCCAGGCAGGACCCCAGGACUGCAGGGAGCUGCUGAGUCGAGGAGCCUCCCUGAGUGGCUAGUACCGGGUGUGCCUGCCCAAUGGCAAAGUCUUGCCUGUCUUCUGUGACAUGGCCUCUGCUGAGGGGGGCUGGCUGGUGUUCCAGAGACGUCAGGAUGGCUCUGUAGAUUUCUACCGACCCUGGGCAUCCUACAAAGCUGGCUUUGGGAGCCAGGAGUCUGAGUUCUGGCUUGGAAAUGAGAACCUCUAUCAGCUGACCCGUGAGGCACCCAAGGAACUCCGAGUGGAACUGGAAGACUUCAAUGGCACCCAGACCUUUGCCCAGUACCAGGGCUUCAGGAUCCUGAGUGAGGCUGACAAAUACCAGCUGGUUCUUGACAAGUUCAUCAGGGGCACUGCGGGGGAUUCCUUGACUUAUCAUAGAGGAAAGCCCUUCUCCACCCAUGAUGCUGAUAGUGACAUCCACAAUGGGAACUGUGCAGUCGAAGUGCAAGGGGCCUGGUGGUAUGAAAACUGCUAUAAAUCCAACCUCAAUGGACGCUAUGCAAGUACUAAGGCUGGGGCAUACAAGUAUGGCAUUGACUGGGCCACUGGGCUGGGAGUGGGCCACCCCUACCGUCGAACCUUAAUGAUGCUCCGUUAG